Molecule: messenger RNA, 4187 nt
Organism: Molossus molossus (Pallas's mastiff bat)
Lineage: Eukaryota; Metazoa; Chordata; Mammalia; Chiroptera; Molossidae
Gene: ZFP90
Product: ZFP90 zinc finger protein
Exons: 5
Coding region: 216-2120 (634 amino acids)
Biological process (GO): regulation of transcription by RNA polymerase II
Molecular function (GO): RNA polymerase II cis-regulatory region sequence-specific DNA binding; DNA-binding transcription factor activity
Source: RefSeq, a predicted model, not a curated record
UCUGCCCCGCCACUGCGGCCAUUGUCCGGGCCCGGUGCGACUAAGGCGGCUUUGGCCGCACCUCCGUACAUCAGAAUUGGAGAGGACUGAUCCUGAAGCGGGGACGAGAAGAGCCGGCCCAGACGUUGGGUGGGCCUGCGGUCGCUAAAUCUGGAAACUCCAGGAGGCAGUGAUUCCGAACUCCCUGUCUGGGAACCUGGCCCUGAGAAGAAGGAAUGGCCCCGAGGCCUCCGACGGCCGCGCCCCAGGAAUCAGUAACAUUCAAGGAUGUGGCUGUGGACUUCACCCAGGAAGAAUGGCACCACGUGGCCCCUGCUCAGAGGCGUUUGUACAGGGAUGUGAUGCUGGAGAACUACAGCAACCUGGUUUCUCUUGGAUAUCAAGUUUCCAAACCAGAAGUGAUCUUCAAAUUGGAGCAAGGAGAAGAGCCAUGGCUAUCAGAGGGAGAAAUCCAAAGAUCUUUCUGUCCAGACUGGAAGACCAGGCCUGCAGCUAAAUCGUCAAAUCUGCAGCAGAGCAUAUCUGAAGUAUCCCUUCACACAGAUGAUCUCUCACAUGCCAUAUUAGAAGAUGCUUGGGAUGUGAGCAAUCAGUUGGAGAGGCACCAGGAAAACUGGAAGAGGUAUCUGGGGCCAGAUCUAUCCACCCAGAAGAAAAUAAUCACACCAGAGGAAACUUUUGAGCAUAAUAAAUUUGGUGAAAACUCUAGAUUGAACACAGACCUGGUUACACAAUUGAACAUUCCUUCAAGGUCUAGUGAAUGUGAUACACUUGGAAUUAGUUUAGGACAUAAUUCAGACUCACUCAAUCAGAAUAAUAUCCUUGUAAAAAAGAAACCUUAUAAAUGUAAUAAAUGUAGAAAAGCUUUUAUUCAUAGAUCAUCCCUUACUAAACAUGAGAAAACUCAUAAAGGAGAGGGAGUUUUUCCCAAUGGUACAGAUCAGGGAAUUUAUGCUGCAAAGAAACACCAUGAAUGUACUGACUGUGGUAAAACCUUUCUCUGGAAGACACAGCUUACUGAGCAUCAGAGAAUUCACACAGGGGAGAAACCCUUUGAAUGUAACGUGUGUGGGAAGGCCUUCAGGCAUAGCUCGUCCCUUGGUCAGCAUGAGAAUGCGCAUACUGGAGAGAAACCCUAUCAGUGUAAUCUCUGUGGGAAAGCCUUCCAGCGCAGCUCCUCUCUUGUUCAACACCAGAGAAUUCACACUGGAGAGAAACCCUAUCGGUGUAACUUAUGUGGAAGGUCUUUUAGGCAUGGCACAUCCCUCACUCAACAUGAGGUCACCCAUAGUGGAGAGAAACCCUUUCAGUGUAAGGAAUGUGGGAAAGCCUUUAGUCGAUGUUCUUCCCUUGUCCAGCAUGAGCGGACUCAUACUGGAGAAAAACCUUUUGAAUGUAGCAUAUGUGGGAGGGCCUUUGGUCAGAGCCCAUCUCUUUAUAAACAUAUGAGGAUUCAUAAGAGAGGGAAACCUUACCAAAGCAAUAACUACAGCAUAGAUUUCAAGCACAGCUCAUCUGUUACUCAAGAUGAAAGCACUCUGACUGAAGUGAAACCCUAUCAUUGUAGUGACUGUGGGGAAGACUUCAGUCACUUUACAGACUUUUCUGACCAUCAGAGGAUCCAUAUCGGAGAGAACCCUUAUGGUUGUCAGCAGACCUUCAGUCAACAACCUAUUUCUCAUCCUGGAGAGAAACCCUAUCAUUGUAAUGUAUGUGGAAAAGCUUUCAAAAGGAGUACAAGUUUCAUAGAGCAUCACAGAAUUCAUACUGGAGAAAAACCCUAUGAAUGUAAUGAAUGUGGAGAAGCCUUCAGUCGACGCUCAUCACUUACUCAGCAUGAGAGAACCCACACUGGAGAGAAACCCUAUGAAUGUAUUGACUGUGGGAAAGCAUUCAGUCAGAGUUCAUCCCUCAUUCAGCAUGAGAGAACUCAUACUGGAGAAAAACCCUAUGAAUGUAAUGAAUGUGGGCGAGCCUUCCGAAAAAAAACCAAUCUGCAUGAUCAUCAGAGAAUUCAUACUGGAGAAAAACCAUAUGCUUGUAAGGAAUGUGGGAAAAACUUCAGUCGAAGUUCAGCUUUGACUAAACACCAGAGAAUUCAUAUGCGAAAUAAACUCUAGGAACCCUGGAAUUAAAGAAUGUGCAGAAAACUUUAGCUAAAAUAUUAUUCUUGCUCUGUAUCAAAGGAUUCUUUCUGGAGUGAAAGUUUGAGAAUGUAAUGAAUUAUGUGUAUGUCUAUGUUGUGUACAGAGAAAACUCUGUGCUAGUAAAUAAUUUUUUUUUUUUAUAAAUAAAAGCCACAUUCUUGGAUCUGGUUACAAACUUUUAUAAAAACAACUACAAACAAAUAUAUAAACUGUUGGAAUGAUAUGCCUAUAUAUUGGACAUUAUAAAGCUUUUUAAUAUAUAUGCAGGAGAUUACCAACCUUCAACAGUUUGACUAGUAACUGUUACUGUUUAUAGCCUUUUUAAUAGAUAAAAUUCCUGCAGUAAUGAUCAAAAUUCAUUUUUUAAAUUGCUUGACAACUGCAUGCAGUUGCAAUUCUUACAUUAAAUUCACCAUGGAAACCAAUUCCACCUCCAGAAGUGCACUAUACAAAGAAUUAGAUCAACUGGUCCAACCACUUCAUUGUACAGAUGAAUAAACUGAAAACCAAAGACGUGUAGUGGUUUGCACAGUGUAAUACAGCUUAUAAUGGCAAAACUGGGUGGAGGAUGCUGGUCUCCUGGAUCUUUGGCCCCAAGUCUUGCCACUGAAAAGGUAUUUUGGACUUCAGAGGGCUUUUAAAUUUUAAAUCAGGUGCACAAACAUUUAAUGAGCACUUAUGAGUUGGAUACACUGGGAAUUCAUAAAAGCAUACAAGGCAGCAAGACAUUCAAAUUUGUCACAAACUUAUUUAAAGCAACUUGUGGGAAGCUUACACACCAAAAUGUUAACAGAAACUGUAAAUGGUUGAACUACUGGUGAGUUUUUUUCCAUUUUCCAAGUAUCAUAAUUAUAUUUUCAGCUAACAUGUCAGUAUUGUGGAACUAUUAAGUCUUCCUCUUUGCACUGCCCCAGGCUUCCUAUAUUGGGUCAGUAGGGAAACAACACAAAACUAGGACAAGGAUUUUUCCCCAGGUUAAUUUUACUGUAGAGAAGUCUAAAUCCAGUUACCUCUUGCCAUAACAUUAGUCUUUAAAUUAGCAUGUGUGCCAGGGAAAUACUUCACCAUAGAAAAUUAACUUUUUAAGUUCUGCAGUGAUUUCCCAGCAGUAAAGCCUGAGAGCUAAGCUUCAUUAGCCCACACAAAUCCUUCAUGUCUCCUAAUGUAACUUCAUAGACUGUCCUAAAGGAAUUUCAAGAACCUUUGUUGGUUCAUUGGCAUUAAUAGUGCAGAUAAAUGUCAAAGCAACUAUGGACAUUAACCCUAUUCAUACAAGAGUGUCUCCCCUCUAUAAGCAAAUUUUCCGAUCUUGAUGAAUCAUUGGGAGGAGUGCUUUGAGUGGUGUUGGUGGUGAACCUUUCCUACUGGCUUUUUUGCAUGCCAGGUAGCAGAGGAUAUAUCAUCCUUGUUUCAUCCUGUACAACAUGAGGCAGCUCCCAAACAUUCUUCAUAAUUCUUCACAGGAAACUGUGCCUGGGGGCUGAAAUAUGGGCUGUCUAGCCCAGUGUCUAUCUCAUGUGAAGCAAGAUGGGAUACUCCCUAGCAGAUCUGCCCUUCCAGGACAUUAACCAUUUAAAAUGUCUUGUUUAUGAUUUUCCAUGCUUAAUGCACACACAAUGCCAAAGCCAUGCUUGUGUUGUCUGGUACAUAGUUUGGGUAGUUAUACUCAAACGUUCCCCUAUUGAUUGAUUGGCCAAGAUACCUAUCAGGAACUCAUUUUGCUGCUGAUUGAUUUGGGGUUCGCAUAAUGGACUAUUUGUAAGAAGGGCAUGAAUUGUAACCAGUUGAGUGCUACCCUACUGUUGCGGAAGUUUAUAAAGACUUAGUUCUAGGAGACCACUGGUUUGUAUGUGGAGCCUGGCCUAAAUCCAACCAAUCUCUGAAUCUCAGCACAUCUUUAUUGACAAGGAGGGAGCCCAGGAUAUAUGUGUGGCUAUUGAGCAGAGGAUUCUGGAGUCCCAGCAUCCAUCCACCAUGCACUUGUGAACACAUAGCUUUCUAGGCCACAUGAAAUGCAUCUUUGUAACAUCAUUGUAUUAU